Molecule: messenger RNA, 4246 nt
Organism: Cynocephalus volans (Philippine flying lemur)
Lineage: Eukaryota; Metazoa; Chordata; Mammalia; Dermoptera; Cynocephalidae
Gene: RIOK2
Product: RIO kinase 2
Exons: 10
Coding region: 73-1728 (551 amino acids)
Biological process (GO): maturation of SSU-rRNA; protein phosphorylation
Cellular component (GO): preribosome, small subunit precursor; cytosol; nucleus
Molecular function (GO): ATP binding; protein serine/threonine kinase activity
Source: RefSeq, a predicted model, not a curated record
GUGAGAGGCCCGAGUUCCGACCUGCCUUGCGUUCUCCAGCUAAAGUGGGAGAAGGAUCGGUCGGAGGCCGCCAUGGGGAAAGUGAAUGUGGCCAAGUUGCGUUACCUGACCCGGGAUGACUUCAGAGUCUUGACCGCGGUUGAAAUGGGCAUGAAGAACCAUGAAAUAGUUCCCUGCAGUUUGAUUGCUUCUAUAGCCAGCCUUAAACACGGUGGCUGUAAUAAAGUUUUAAGAGAAUUAGUGAAACAUAAACUCAUUGCCUGGGAGCGUACCAAAACUGUCCAGGGCUAUCGGUUGACAAACGCAGGCUAUGAUUACCUAGCUCUGAAAACACUUUCUUCCAGAGAGGUAGUUGAGUCUGUUGGAAACCAGAUGGGUGUUGGGAAAGAAUCAGAUAUUUACAUUGUUGCAAAUGAAAAUGGACAGCAAUUUGCAUUAAAGCUUCACAGACUAGGAAGAACCUCCUUUCGAAAUCUGAAAAACAAGCGUGAUUACCAUAAACAUAGGCAUAAUGUGUCUUGGCUAUAUUUAUCUCGUCUCUCUGCCAUGAAGGAAUUUGCUUAUAUGAAGGCAUUGUAUGAGAGGGAAUUUCCAGUUCCAAAGCCAAUUGAUUACAAUCGCCACGCAGUAGUCAUGGAACUCAUAAAUGGUUAUCCUCUAUGUCAGAUACACCAUAUUGAAGAUCCUGCAUCAGUAUAUGAUGAAGCUAUGGAACUGAUUGUCAAACUUGCAAAUCAUGGGCUGAUUCAUGGAGAUUUCAAUGAAUUCAAUCUCAUUUUGGAUAAAGAUGACCACAUCACCAUGAUUGAUUUUCCACAGAUGGUUUCGACUUCUCAUCCCAAUGCUGAAUGGUAUUUCGACAGAGAUGUUAAAUGCAUUAGAGAUUUUUUUGUGAAACGUUUUGGCUAUGAAAGUGAGCUUUAUCCAACAUUUAGUGAUAUCAGAAAGGAGGACUCUCUUGAUGUUGAGGUUUCUGCCAGUGGCUACACAAAGGAAAUGCAAGCAGAUGAUAAACUGCUUCACCCAGUGGGUCCAGAUGAUAAAAAUAUUGAAACAGAGGAAGGAUCUGAAUUCUCAUUUUCUGAUGAAGAGGUGUCAGAAAAAACAAACGUUCGUAGGUCAGAAAAUGAAAGUGAAUGGAACUCUGUAGAUGAAUCAGGUGGCUGCUGCUGCAGAUCAUCUGGAUACCUUGAACAAACAAAGGAAGAUAAUUUAUCAGAGGAGAGUGCUGAUGUACACAAUUUUCAAAUGACUGAAUUCAUUCAUCCUUUAGAAGAAAUAAAAGGGCAGGUUGUUAAAAACAGUUCUGUAACUGAGUUGUCUGAGGAGAAAGAUAGAACUGAAAAUGAUACCAGGCAAGAUGGUCAGACAGGUCAAGGAGAAAUCCCUGCUGGCUCUGAAGAGUAUGAAGAUGAGUGCCCUCAUUUGAUUGCCUUGUCAUUAAACAAAGAAUUCAGGCCUUUCAGAGAUGACGAAAGUAUGGGAGAUAUUAAUCGGAAUAGAACAAGAACUCUGAGUAUUACUUCUGCAGGCAGUGUUAUAAGCUGUUCAACAAUUCCUCCAGAACUGGUGAAACAGAAGGUGAAACGUCAGUUGACAAAACAGCAAAAAUCAGCUGUGAGACGUCGAUUGCAGAAAGGAGAAGCAAAUGUAUUUACUAAGCAACGGAGAGAAAACAUGCAAAAUAUUAAAUCAAGUUUGGAAGCAGCUAGUUUUUGGGGAGAAUAAUAUAUUUAAGAUUUUGGAUAUUUUUAAUAUUUUUUUUUCAAGUUACUAUCACCCCUUUUUAAGGCACCUUUAGGCUUUUUGGACCAAGGCUAGUAUAUAAAUAGAUAAGUGAGCCUUCUUUUAUCUGACUCAUUCAGUAUGUGUCUUUCAAAGAGUAAUUAUAGUAAUUCUGCUAAAGCAAUUCAUUUUUUUAAAGUAAUUUAGAUUACUAUGGUAAAUCUGCUAAAAUCAGUUUUUCAAAAUAACUAUAUUAGGGAUAUUUGCAUAUUUUUAAAAAUCUAAAUAACACCGUUUUUUGGUUUCUGCCAAGAAAAGGUAGAUUACGUGGUUUGAAAUCCAGACUUUUCAAAUCCAAACUUUUCCACUUAGUAGUAGAAACAAUCUUAAGCAAGUCAUAUUUCUUUCUCUUUCUCUUCUUCUCUGCCUCAGUUUUCUUAUUGUUAAAAUUGGAUGUAUAACUACUUUAUACAGUUGUUUUGAGGAUCACAUGAGACACUGCACAUAAAGCACUUAGAACAAUGUCUAGCACAUUAUAAGCAUUCAAUACAGCAUAGCUAUUAGAAUGACAAUUAUAAUAAUAUUUAUCUUUCUGGAAUUUUGCUAGCAGCUUGGUUGCAUUUUAUUUAGAUACUGGAAGAAUUUAUUGUUUUCUGUUUUUUUAAUCCUUAGAAGUCAGGAUAAGCCAGUAAUGUAUAAUUUACUUAAUAGUUAAUACAUUAAUUUAUAAUGUAUUUUGUGCCACUUAAACACUGCUAAUGUGGCCAUGGGAACAUAAACUUGAAAUAAUCCUACCAUGAUAUUUACAGUUGCCAGCUUUUAUGCAGGCCUGAGCAGGAGUGCAGAAAAUUUAGGGGUGAGAGGAGGUAGAAGGAAUGAAUGAAAUAUUUUCUCAUACGCUUAGGUGGAUAGGUCUGGGACAUGUUCUCACUUUGGUGUUAAUAAAUACUUAGUGCAGGAAAGAAAUACAUAAGCCAUGAUCCCUUCUUCAGGAACUUUAUAAUUCAGUGAGAUGUGAAGAUGAGUGCUUAAAUGUGUGUACUUGAUGACAAUUAAGUCUCUUCAUAGUAGGCCAGAAGAGGGAGAGCGCCUGCAGCAAAAAAUGACCGCUAGAUGGCAGUGUCACCCAUAGGCACCAAACAGGAUGUCCUUAAAUUACUUGCAUCUGUGAUUAUGAUCUACCAGAGGGAAUACAGUACUUUCUUUUCCAAGAUUGAUAUGGCAGAUUCCCUUUUACUUCUUCAAAAUUGAUUCUCCUGGCCAUUUGCAAGAUUGAUUCAUCAUUAGCUAAUAAAUUUAUUUAAAUAUACAGAUGCAAGAAAAUGUUACAUUUAGUUCCCUUGAAAGUUAACCUAGCUGGCUGGUUAGCUCAGUUAGUUAGAGCACAGUAUUACAACACCAAGGUCAAGGUUUCAGAUCCCCAUACUGGCCAGCUGCCAAAAAAAAAAGAAAGUUAAGUUAGACUGAUUUGGGGAGUAUUUACAUAGCACUGCUUUGAAUUUUAGAUAUCUUUAAGUUCAGGUAUUUUUUUAUAAUUUGUCUACUUUAAAGCAUUUUUUAAGGUAAAAUAACCUUGAAAACAGCCUAAUAGAACCACAGAAUGUUUCUUUUUAAUACAUUUUCUUAUAUUCAGAGUAUUGAAAGCAAAUUGGGAAUAAAACUAUAUGACCUCAUUCUAUUCAGCUUUACUUAGUUGACUCAGUCGACUUUUGGGUACCUACCACAUAAAAAGUUUAUUACUAUUUGAGAAACUUAGAAGGCAGAUAAACUUGGUUCUUACCCUUAGCCUAAAAUUUCAUGUGGGCCACAGAACAAAUUAUUCAAAUCAAAAAUGGAGACCUUAUCUCAUUUGGGCAAAGAUUAGUGCUAGCUACUGAAGAUUUAGUAAUAAUGAUCUGGAAAGAAAUUUAAUUUUUCCUGGGUUACAUUUUUGUUUUGGCGUUUGAAAACUAGAGCCCAAACACAACGGUUAUUUUUAAAAGAUGUUUUUGGGUAGCCAUAAAUUAGAAAUUAGAGAGUUUGCCCUAUCCGACAAGCUGUAACCCUCGCCUUUUAAAACAUAUAAACAAUAAGUGAAAACAAAAUUUAAGUCUACUACUAAUAAUGAAGCUAUGUAUGUGAUUGUUAAAACACUUUUUGAGUCUAGGAGUUACAAAUUUAAAUCCUGGUUCUAACACUGCUCAAACCUCAGGUACCUUCUUUAUCUUCUCUAACCUAGCUUUUUUGAUUUGUAAAAUGGGAAUGUUUAAUAGUACCUAUAUCAGGGUUGCUGUGAAAAUUAAGUGAAAGAAUGCUUUUGAAGAGCCUAGCACAGUGCCUGAUACAUAGUAUAUGUGUAGUACGUAUUGCUGAAAUGACUUCGUAUGGUUACUGUAAAGAAUGUUCCACAGGCUGACUAUCUUUCCUUUUAUCAAGGUCAUUGAUAUUUCAACUGUGAUUCUGUUUAUUAAUAUUCAUAGAAGCUUUGCCUUGUCACCUUCUUGCAUAGUCUGUACUUAUUGUUCCCAUUAAAUAAGCUUUU